Molecule: messenger RNA, 3458 nt
Organism: Engraulis encrasicolus (European anchovy)
Lineage: Eukaryota; Metazoa; Chordata; Actinopteri; Clupeiformes; Engraulidae
Gene: ushbp1
Product: Usher syndrome 1C binding protein 1
Exons: 16
Coding region: 208-2853 (881 amino acids)
Source: RefSeq, a predicted model, not a curated record
GAGAGAGAGAGAGAGAGAGAGAGAGAGAGAGAGAGAGAGAGAGAGAGAGAUGUAAUUACAGACCAAAUAGAGUAAAGAACAAAAGCAUAGCCACCACACCAGUCACAGCUGCCUCCGUCCAAGUCUGUGGUCCCAGCACAGCGCAGCACGCAACACAGCACACUGCACCACACCACAGAGAGAGAGAGAGUGAGAGAGAGAGAAGUCAUGGACAACCUGGAGAGCAGUGCGGAGAAGAGGACCAGUGCCCAGGACAGCGGCUCAGUGGCUGGGGACCCUGAUGCGUUAGCAGGCUAUGACAGUGACGUGUCUCUCCCCUCGGUCUCGGAGCUGAGGCAGUGUGAGCUGGAGGUGGGAGCUCUGCUGAAGGUCAUCGCUGACCUCAACGCCAAGAUGGGCUCCCUACAAGCCCCCAGUGUGGGUAGUAGUGAUAGGUGCAAUUCUCUGGGACGUGCCAGCUGCUCCACCCCAGCAUACAGCCCCUCCAGCCCUGUUGCCCCAGCACACUACCCGCCUUCCAGCCCUCUGCCUCCAGCCUUCUACCCCUCCAUGCCUGGAACCACCCCAGACUUCCAGCCCAGCCCUGGGUCCAUAGACUUCCAACCCAGCACUGGCUCUCCAGACUUCCACCCCAACCCUGGCUCUCCAGCCUUCCACCUCAGCACUGGGUCCCCAGCCUUCCAAUACAACCCUGGGCUACUGGACUACUCCUUCCCUGGGCUCCGAAACUACUCCUCCAUGCCUGGAGGCUCCCAAGCCUUCUACCCCAGUUCUGGGCCCCCAGACGGCACCCUGAGCCCUGGGUGUGCCCCAGACUAUGCCCCCAGCCCGGUGCCCCGGUCCCACCCAGAGGAAGUGCCUGGCAUCAGGAGCGGGACCCCCGCCCUGCUACUGAACAGACGAGGAAGUGGGGAGGUGUGGGCGGAGCUACAGGAGGCCUUGUCCACUCUGGAGAGGUCGGCCAGCAAAGGGAGGAGCUACACACCUGUCCCUCAGCCAAUCAGAGACGAGGAGAUCCGUACACAGCACCUCAGUGCUGCACGGGACAGCUGGGUCAGAGUCACACAGGUCCUGGAGGAGAUGGAGCGGGAUCUGGGCUUCUCCUACCGCUCAGCGCUGCCCCCGGAGGAGCGGAGGCACUACCAGCAGGAGGCGCUGGAGCUGCACCGCCUCAACAGAGGCCUGCGGGGGGCGCUGCAGAGCAGGCAGCAGGAGCUCAGCCAGUCAGACACCUCGCUGCACGACCUAGAGGACGACAAGAAGAAACUACAGGAGAAGCUGCUGGUGCUGAAGAGAAGAUGGCUGGUGGUGGGUAGCCUCUCCCCUCCUCGCUCCCCCUCCAGCUGUUCCUCCAGCGGGGGGGGCGUGAGUCCGUCCUGGGGGGUCUCCUCCCCUCCCUUCCCAGCAUCCCCGCUGCUCCUGCGCAGACACCCCGCUGCAUUCCCGCCGGCCGCCACAGGGGGCGACCUCUCCCCGUCUAGCCCCUGUCCCAGUCCUGUGCCCUUCUCCUCCUCCUCCGCCGCCAGUCCCUGUCCUCCUGGCAUGGACUCAGAGACAGAACGUCUGCAGAGGUGUCUGGAGCGGUUGAAGGCGCGUAAUGAGCGUCUGUCUGCGGCGCUGGAGAGGCGUAAAGGGGAGUCGGAGCAGAUCAGCAUGGCGCUCAGCAGACACGAGGCCGACAACACCGCCCUGCAGAUGGCACUCAGAUACUGUGAAGAGUGUGAGGAGAACUACGUAAAGCUGCUGGAGCUGUACGAACCCCAGAGGGAGCAGGACGUCAUGGAAACCACAGAUGGUCCGGCCAGUUGGUCUCCAAGUGCUGAUGGUGAGGCUGCUGAGGAGCUGCAGAGUGGAAGACAGACAGCAGAGGGCGCCGCUCCAAUGGGAAACUCCACACACAGCAGUUCAGCAGCAGCAGGUGAGGAGGUCUUCUCCCAGCAGGUGUGGGGCCUGAAGGAGAGGAUUGGAGGUCUGCGAAGGGACCGGGCGGCGCUGCACAUCCCAGAACAGGGGCCUCAGGGCGGGGCGAAGAUGAGCCCGGACACAGGCACUCUGGCGGGGCCCCGGGGCCAAAGCAGCAGCAUCACCAGCAGCAACAACAGCACCAGGGGGGAGAAGGCGGCCCUGCUGUACGAACUGGUCACCGUCAGGGAGGAGAUGUCUGAGCUGCGUGGUGCGAUCCGCCUGACGGAGAAGGAGAAGCGGUGUUUGGAGUGGACGCUGGUCUCACCUCUCACCCCCCGUUCUUCCUUCUCUUCUCCCGAGGAGAUGUCUGAGCUGCGUGGUGCGAUCCGCCUGACGGAGAAGGAGAAGCGGUGUCUGGAGUGGACGCUGGUGUCUCAGCGAGCCCAGGACGAGGCCGGAGCCCUGCUCAUCGACAGCCUCCGAGACGAGCUGGACCACAGGAGCAUGGAGCAGCAGAGGGAAUCCAGGAGUAGGGAGAGGUCUAACAGUGGAGGAGGAAGAGGAGGAGGAGGAGGAGGAGGAGGAGGAGGAGGAGGAGGAGGCAUCCCUGGCCCCAGAAACCGCACCAUCCUCAGAGAGCUACAGGCCAUCUCCCAAUGGGACCAGGUGAUGAGGAGGAGGAUGAUCGUUCUGCGUGACUCGCUGGACACCAGGCUGUCAGACAGCAUGGCACUACGCAGACAGACUGAGGAAGAAGUGACCAGACUCACACACGCACACAGUAAGAUCUCCAACGUAUACAGAAACGCGCGCCGCAAACACCGCGAGCAGAUCUGGCGUCUGGAGAAGCAGAUCGCAGCCCUGUCUGAACAUCACAGCGGCACCAUCGCAGAACUGCAGCACACGCUCAACAACAUGGAGGACAAGAGAGAGGAGACCGUGCUGUAGAGACAGAGAGAGAGAGAGAGAGGGAGAGGAGACCGUGCUGUAGAGAGAGAGAGAGAGAGAGAGAGAGAGAGAGAGAGAGAGAGAGAGAGAGAGACAGACCAACAGACAGACAGAGACACAGACAGACAGACAGACAGACGGAGACAGACAGACAGACAAACCAACAGACAGACAAACCAACAGACAGAGACACAGGCAGACAGACAGACAGACAGACAGGAGAAGCAGAUUGCGGCCCUGUCAGAACAACAUAGCAGCACCAUCACAGAAUUGCAGCACACUGUGGAGAACAUGGAGGACAAGAGAGAAGAGACUGUGCUGUAGGGACAGAGAGAGAGAGAGAGAGAGAGAGAGAGAGAGAGAGAGAGAGAGAGAGAGAGAGAGAGAGAGAGAGAGAGGAGAGAGAGAGAGAGAGAGAGAGAGAGAGAGAGAGAGAGAGAGAGAGAGAGAGAGAGAGAGAGAUAGAGAGAGAGGAGACCCUGUCUGAACACCACAGCAGCACCAUCGCAGAACUGCAGCACACACUCAACACCGUGGAGGACAAGAGAGAGGAGACCGUGCUGUAGGGAGAGAGAGAGGGUGGCGGGGGAGAGGGAGAUAGAGAG